This is a messenger RNA of Jaculus jaculus (lesser Egyptian jerboa), 1615 nucleotides long. RefSeq names its product cyclin Y (gene Ccny). The transcript has 10 exons. The record is from RefSeq and is a predicted model, not a curated record. The coding region runs from base 40 to 1065 and encodes 341 amino acids. Gene Ontology annotation, molecular function: protein kinase binding; cyclin-dependent protein serine/threonine kinase activator activity. Gene Ontology annotation, cellular component: plasma membrane; cytoplasmic cyclin-dependent protein kinase holoenzyme complex. Gene Ontology annotation, biological process: regulation of canonical Wnt signaling pathway; regulation of cyclin-dependent protein serine/threonine kinase activity. Lineage: Eukaryota; Metazoa; Chordata; Mammalia; Rodentia; Dipodidae.
GAGCCAGGCGAGAGCCGCCGGAGCCCGGGCCCGCCGACGAUGGGGAACACUACCUCGUGCUGCGUGUCGUCCAGCCCCAAGCUCCGGAGGAAUGCGCAUUCGCGGCUGGAGUCCUACCGCCCCGACACGGACCUGAGUCGUGAGGACACCGGCUGCAACCUGCAGCACAUCAGCGACCGGGAGAAUAUUGACGAUUUGAACAUGGAAUUCAAUCCUUCAGACCAUCCCCGGGCCAGCACAAUAUUCCUCAGUAAAUCUCAGACAGAUGUGAGAGAGAAACGCAAGAGUCUCUUCAUUAACCAUCAUCCUCCAGGACACACGGCAAGGAAGUACAGUUCCUGCUCCACUAUCUUCCUAGAUGACAGCACUGUCAGCCAACCCAACCUCAAAUACACCAUCAAGUGCGUAGCUCUUGCAAUUUACUACCACAUCAAAAACAGGGACCCGGAUGGAAGGAUGCUCUUAGAUAUUUUUGAUGAAAACCUUCACCCUCUUUCGAAAUCCGAAGUGCCACCAGAUUAUGACAGACACAACCCAGAGCAGAAGCAGAUUUACCGGUUCGUCCGCACACUGUUCAGUGCUGCUCAGCUGACUGCCGAAUGUGCCAUUGUCACCCUGGUCUACCUUGAAAGGCUUUUGACGUACGCAGAGAUCGAUAUCUGCCCAGCUAACUGGAAGCGCAUUGUUCUUGGGGCGAUCCUGCUGGCCUCCAAGGUGUGGGAUGACCAGGCCGUGUGGAACGUGGAUUACUGCCAGAUCCUGAAAGACAUCACGGUGGAGGACAUGAAUGAGCUGGAGCGACAGUUCCUUGAAUUGUUACAGUUCAACAUCAACGUUCCUUCCAGUGUGUAUGCCAAGUAUUACUUCGAUCUUCGUUCUUUGGCUGAAGCGAACAACCUGAGCUUUCCCCUGGAGCCACUGAGCAGGGAUCGUGCCCACAAGCUGGAGGCCAUCUCUCGCCUCUGUGAGGACAAAUACAAAGACCUGAGAAGACCCACGAGGAAGCGGUCAGCAAGUGCUGACAACCUGACUCUGCCACGGUGGUCCCCAGCCAUCAUCUCCUAACCAGACAUCCCUGGAGGCCACGCCAUCCCCCACCCUUCAGUCUGAGAAAAGACAAACUUGGGGUGGUUUCUUUUGUGUUUUCAUUUCCUUUGUUUUUAACUCAUGGCCCCAGAAGGCUGUCUUGAACCCCACCUCCACACUGUGUCCUCAGGCAGCAGGCUUCAAGGGACAUGAGAUCAGUGUUCUAGAAACCCAGCGUCAUGCCUUCCCAGUCGUUGUGGACAGUAUUUUCUUUGCCGAGGAAACAGACUAUUCCUGCAGAAGGGAAGUUGUGCUAAGGCCGGCUGGGCGGUGGGUGUAUCUAAGCCCUCCUCUGAGCAUAGGCUCAGACUGAGCCAUGUGGAAGGUGGCAGAGUCGACUGUAUUAAAGUCGGGAGUGCCACACUUGUCCCCAGGACUUCCUGCAUUCCUCCUUGCUGCUUUCUUGGGAUUUGGGCGACUUUUUGUUUGUUUUGAUUACAGUUUGGUUUUGGUCCCACAGAGCAGAGAUAAAUAGUUUGUACCCACCAUGGCACAGACAUCCAAAUAAAUAGUUCUGAUUGUUUCCCUC